Molecule: messenger RNA, 1158 nt
Organism: Daphnia magna
Lineage: Eukaryota; Metazoa; Arthropoda; Branchiopoda; Diplostraca; Daphniidae
Product: bestrophin-1-like
Exons: 9
Coding region: 1-1158 (385 amino acids)
Molecular function (GO): chloride channel activity
Source: RefSeq, a predicted model, not a curated record
AUGAGUACAGAAAUAUUAUUGCUUUGCCAUGAUAAUGUUAGCAGUAGUGGAGAAGAAGAAGAUGUAGAAAAGUUAACGAGAUGUUCAAAAAGUGCCAAGCCAUAUGUUUUCAAGCUUCAAAGCAAGCAACAAAAGAGGCCUUCUCAAACAUUGCUCAACAGCCAGUCACAAGAAUCAAGUGGAAUUCCUCAAGACGUAGCUAAGCUUCUGGACAAUCAAAAUUCAACAAGAUCACUAGAGUUGGCCUUAGUUGUCUCUGUUGUUAAAGAAAACUUGCCAAUCCGCUUUAUGGACACCCUGACUAAAGUAUUGAAAAGCCAUGUGAAAGAUUCAAAAGCCGUGAAAAAAAAAACUUGUCUUGCUAGAUUGAUGCUGGCUAUUCAGAUUUACAUCACCGGCGAUCAGGAAACAAUUCGACAACUGAGGCAAGGACUCGUUCAUCGUUCACUUUUGAUGUUGGUGCUCUUGCUACGUUCGAUAUCACCAGCCGUGCGUCGCCGCUACCCAAAUCUUGAGAGUCUCGUCCUAGAUGGUGUUAUGACUCGAAAAGAGAAGCAGUCUUUCGAAUCGAUUGUUCCAGUUGUCAAUUUGUUUUGGGUACCUGCUACUUGGUUUGCGACAGCACUCCAGGACGCUUUCAGCGAUGGAAUGCUGACCAACGAAUACGGCACAAAACUCAUCAUGGAGGAAUUUUUAGAAUUUCGUGCCAACUGCGGUGCCCUUUGGAGCUACAACUGGGUUAGCAUUCCAAUAAUCUACACUCAAGUGUGCACGUUAUCCACGUAUUCCUAUUUCAUUGCCUGUCUCGUGGCCCGUCAAUAUACGGGUCCUAGUCAUCAAUCGCUCCAGGACAUCGACAUUGUCCUGCCUAUCGGUACAGUCAUGGAACUCGUUUGCUACGUCGGACUGCUCAAAGUGGCCGAACAGAUCAAAAAUCCUUUCGGUGAUUCCGACGAAGAUUUUGACCUCAACUUUCUCAUCACCCGACAUCUUCGAACAGUUCAUCUAGGACUGGAUGACUUGGACGUGAAUUGCCCGCCUUUGACGGACGCUAGUUCAGGAAAAGCGGCUUCCAAUGGAGCGGGUGAUAGUUUACAGCUGAUGCCGGGCCAGUUGCUGCAGAAUGAACGACACACGUCGGAACUUAUCAAGUACUGA